Striga hermonthica is the source of this 1320-nucleotide messenger RNA. The record is from the annotation of a GenBank genome assembly. Lineage: Eukaryota; Viridiplantae; Streptophyta; Magnoliopsida; Lamiales; Orobanchaceae.
AUGAUGCUGAAGAUUAAGAGGGUUCCUACUGUGGUUUCAAAUUACCAAAAGGAAGACGCGGAGGAUGGCGGCCACCAUGCAGCCGGCUGCGGCCGCAAUUGCUUCAGAAGCUGUUGUCUUUCCGGGGCAAAACUACCUCUGUACGAGUUUAAGAGUGAAAUUAAGGUUGUUUCUGAGAAGAGUUUGAUUAGCUUUGAGAACGAACAGCCUCCGGUGGAGUUCUUGGAUUCCCUUCUGCUGGGGGAGUGGGAGGAUCGUAUGCAGAGAGGACUCUUUCGUUAUGAUGUCACUGCUUGCGAAACCAAGGCAAUUCCUGGGAAAUACGGGUUUAUUGCACAGAUAAACGAGGGAAGGCACCUGAAAAAGAGGCCGACAGAGUUUCGAGUUGAUAAAGUCUUGCAGCCAUUUGACGAUAGCAAGUUCAACUUCACAAAGGUCGGCCAAGAAGAGGCACUCUUCCAAUUUCGAGCUUCCUCUGAAGACAAUGUUGCCCGAUUUUUUCCAAACGCACCAAUUGAUGCUGAGAACUCGCCCAGCAUCGUCGCCAUUAAUGUUAGUCCAAUUGAGUAUGGGCACGUACUGCUCAUCCCCCGGAUUCUCGAAUGCCUGCCUCAGAUGAUCGACCAUGAGAGCUUCUUGCUAGCUCUUCACAUGGCCGUUGAAGCUGGAAAUCCUUACUUCCGCCUGGGCUACAACAGCUUGGGUGCGUUUGCCACCGUCAAUCACCUUCAUUUCCAGGCAUACUACUUGGCCGUAUCUUUCCCAGUUGAAAGAGCUCCUUCGAAGGAAAUAAUCACCACGAGUGGUGGUGUGCGAAUCUCGUACAUCCUCGAGUAUCCGGUCAGAGGCUUCGUCUUUGAGGGUGGGAACACUCUGGAGGAUUUAUCAAGAGUUGUAUCGAGUGCCUGCAUCUGCCUACAAGAGAAUAACUUGCCCUACAAUGUGCUCAUUGCUGAUUCUGGAAAGCGAAUUUUCCUCUUCCCACAGUGUUAUGCAGAGAAACAAGCUCUGGGUGAAGUGAGUGCUGAGGUACUCGAAACUCAGGUUAAUCCUGCUGUUUGGGAGAUUAGUGGGCAUAUGGUCUUGAAGAGAAAAGAAGAUUACGAGAAUGCGUCCGAGGAAAAUGCUUGGAGACUCCUGGCUGAGGUUUCUUUGUCUGAAGAGAGGCUUCAGGAAGUGAAGGAGCUUAUAUUUGAAGCCAUAUGCAACUACAUUGUGGAGAAUAAGGCUGUGAAUGAGACGACAUUUGUUGAGGAGGUGGCUUGUGAGGACGUGGAUGACAUCAAAGGCUCUCAGGCUACAGUGGUGGUGCCAGUGUAG